UGCAAACGACUAAGGUUGUUGAUUUCUUCGAGUGUGUCGAUGAGUGCGGGCGAUGAGCUAGCGCGACCUUUCCGCUCUGAAUAGACCAAAGUGGACCGACCGAGAGUUGAUUUGUGACACCUAGAUGCGCACCUGACACGAUCGUGUUUAGCAAUGGAGUGGACGCGGUGGAGCGUGUUUUUGCUGGUGGCUUCGUCGGCCACGAUUUAUGGUUGCCAAUUCGAGCCGGCCGGCGACUACCUGCGCUUUGUGCGCGUGCCUGAGAACGUGCCGGUGGGCGGCGAGAUCCUGAGGGUGCAGGUGCGGCCCCAGGGCCUCCUCACCAUCCAGCCCAUGGACAAAGAGGAGGACGCGCAGUACUUCAAGGUGUCGUCGGUGAACGGGUCGUGGGUGCGGGUGUCGCUGGCCCGCAGCCUCGAGGACCUCGUCGACUCGGACAUUCCGCAGAGCGUCCUCAAGUUCCGGCUCGCCUGCCUCGACCCCAUCGACGAAACGGUGUCGUCGUCAUAUUUGUCCGUGACCGUGUACGUGGAGGACGUGAACGACCACGCGCCGCACUUCCUCGGCACUCCGUACCACGUCACCGUCGACGAACUCACGCCCGCCGGUUUGACGAUUUUCCGCGGCAUCCACGCCGUUGACCGUGACAAGCCGAACACGCCCAACUCAGACGUGCAGUACUCGUUGGUGUCCGGCGGCGACGAGCACGGCCACUUUGUCCUCGAGAGCAGUCACAGGGCGGCCCUGGUCCUCAGGUCGCCGCUCGACUUCGACGCCGGCGACACCCACUUUAACCUCACCAUCGUCGCCUCGGACCGAGGGACGCCGCCCAACAAUGCCACCACCGUGGUCAGGGUCACGGUCAGGGACAACGACGACCUCAGCCCGCGCUUCACCAGGGACGUGUACAAGGUCCAAAUACCUGAGAUGCCUGCCUACCCCGCGGGCGCCGUGGUGCAGCAGGAAGUGUUGUUGUCGCCGCCGAUCCACGCCGAAGACCAGGACGAGGCGCUGAACGCGUCUGUUCGUUACGAAAUCGUGGCUGGAAACGCGAACGAAAUCUUCUGGAUCGACCCUGCGAACGGAUCCCUGUUUGUUCGGCGCGCCAUCGACCGCGAGGCCCUGGCCAGCGAAAGGUACUCGUUGGCCCUGAGGGCGUCGCAAAAGGACAACCCUGCGCGCCAGGGCACGGCGCGCCUCGAGGUCACCGUCCUCGACGUCAACGACAACGCGCCCACCUUCGAGGUUGAAAUUUACAACAUCUCCAUCGUCGAGAACCUGCCCAACGGCUUCAGCGUCCUCCAGGUCGCCGCUAGGGACCCUGACAAGGGAGAAAACGGCGAGUUCACGUACGAACUGGAGGAUCCGCACAACGCAUUCGCGAUUGACCCUCACACAGGGUGGCUCACGGUGAAAAACCAAUCGCAGCUGGACCGGGAAAAGCAGUCCUCCCUCCGAAUGCGGGUCCGUGCGAAGGAGAAGAGGCCGAGCGCCGAGCCGGGGUCGCGUUCGGCCGCCGUCUGGGUCACCCUGCUCGACGCCAACGACAACAACCCCAUCUUCCAACCCACCAACGUCUACCACUUCCAAGUCUCCUCGGACGCCCCCGUCGGCGAAGUCAUUGGACAGGUGAACGCACUUGACCCUGACCUAGGUCGGAACGGUCAGGUGACUUAUGACGUGCAGAGGGCGAACGCGAGCGACGAGUUCGGCCGUUUGCUGCCGCUGCCCUUCAGCAUCGAGGCGCAGAGCGGCCUCCUCUUGGUGGUGGACACGCCCCUGCUCGAGGACCGGUACACGUUGUUGAUCGAGGCCGUCGACCAGCCGGCCAACCCUAGCGAGCGCCGCACCGCCCUGGCCGUGGCCACCGUUGACGUCGCCAGGUCGCGCCAAAGCAGCUCGGGUGGAGGCAGCCCUGGCUUCGUCGGCGCCCCCUACCAGUUCUGGGUCGGCGGCAACGCGGCCGUCGGCACCACCGUCGGCCUCGUCCGCCUCAAGAACGUCGACAAGAAGACCGCCCUCUACGACCUGCUGCACAGCUACAGAACAGGAGUUCCCUUCGCGAUUGAAGAGCGGUCUGGCGUGAUCACCGUCGUCCGAGAUUUGUCACACUUCACUCGGACCCACUACGAUUUCGAAACUGUCGUCACUGACGGCCAAUACACGCUGGUGACCAACGUGACCAUCCACGUGGUCGACCCCGAGGACCCCGUGGUCCUGGCCACCACCUUCGCCCCUCCCAGGAGCCACCUGCUGGAGACCUUCGAGUUCAAAGUUCGCGAAAACCACGCCGGAGUGCUCGUCGGAAAACUGCCAGUCCCGCAGAGCAAAAGAGACGCGCAGUUCUUGCUGGUCAACAAGGACCUGGCCGACCUGUUCGCCGUCUCAUCUGACGGCAGUUUGUACACGAAGAAGGGUCUCGACAGGGAGGAGAGGUCCAGCUACCACCUGACCAUCAUCUCGGAGAGUCGCGGCGGGGGCAACGCCAAAGGUGGCGACGGCGGAAUCUUCCAGGUGGUGGUGGUUGUUGAAGACGAGAACGACAACCCGCCGAGGUUUUCGCACCGCAAGUACUCGGGGCGCGUGAGCGAGGACGCGGCGCCCAACACCCUGAUCAAGCUGGACGCGGCCGUGCACGCGGUGGACGUCGACAUGGGCAACAACGCCAAGUUCCAGAUCAGGUUGCGCGGCGAGGGCGCCAACAAGUUCCACAUCGAGCAGGAGAGCGGCAAAAUCUUCUUCUCGGGCAAAGAGCCGCUGGACAGGGAGGCCACGCCCCGCUACAACCUGCGGCUGGUGGCCGUCGACAGGGGCAACGCGUCCUCGGAAGCCGACCUGGUCAUCCUGGUGGACGACGUCAACGACAACGCGCCCAACUUUGUGCAGAUGAUGCUGCUGGACGACGCGGUGGCCGCCGACGGCAACGCCAAGCAACGCCGCGACACCGUCUUGCCCCUCAAGAACAUGAGCAGCAAAAACUACCCCGUGGUCAACUUGGAGGAGAACAUCGCCAUGGGCUCGCCGGUCAUCAAGAUCGAGGCCAAUGAUGUUGACGAUGGCGACAAUGCACUUGUCACCUACAAGAUUGUGGGCGAAAAUCAUCGAGAAAAGCAGGACAGGUCCAACAGUGCCAGGCACAAAAAGGAGCGAUCCUUCACCAUCAACCCUAACACCGGAGAAAUCACGGUGGCUAAAAGACUUUCGCCGGAAACAGAAUUCCAACUAGACGUGAUGGCGGCCGAUUGUUGCGGGCUGAGCUCCAACAUGUCCCUGAUGGUGAACGUGGUGGACGUGAACGACCACGCGCCGACCUUCAAACGACCCUGGUACCAGUACGACCUGGCCGAGGGCACUUACAUGGGGUGGGUGAUGGGCUGGCUGCACGCGAGCGACGCCGACUUUGGCAACAACGCCGCCGUCAACUACUACAUCGACCCUGAGGAGGGCGACCUGCCCUUCAGCAUUUCGCCCGAAGGUGGCGCCCUGACGGCCACGGGCACCAUCGACCGCGAAACGGGCGACUCGUACGAGUUCAGGGUGUGGGCCGAGGACGGCGGCAAGCCCAAGCUGAAGACCAGCGUGCAGGUGACCAUCAACAUCCUGGACGUCAACGACAACGCGCCCGAGUUCUUCAACUUCAACCGGCGCGACGACAUCACGGGCACGCCCAUCUACCACACGGCCGUGGACGAAAACGGGCCUCCGGGUCAGUUCGUCCUGCAGGUGUUCGCCAACGACUCGGACUACGCCGGCAACGGCAACGGCCUGUUGCUCUACAGCAUCGCCGGCCCGCCCAGACGCGAGUUCCACAUCGACUCCAAGGACGGCACCAUCACGACGCUCACCUCGCUGGACUACGAGAGCGCCAACAUCCACAACAUCACCGUUGUUGCUUCUGACCUGGGCAGUCCGUCGCUCAGCUCGUCAGCCAUCGUGCUGGUCGCGGUCAAGGACCACAAGGAGACCAUCGUUGACCUCAACCCCAUCUUUCUUGAGCGGCACCUCGAGGUGGAAGUGAUGGAAAACUCUCACACGCCACUGGUGCUGACCAUGCUGAACGUGAGCGCCGCGUACCGGGGCCAGGCGCUGACCUACGCCCUGCUGCCCGGCCCGGACGUGAGUCACUUUUACGUGGACUCGCGCAACGGCACCGUGUACCUGAUGUCGGCGCCGGACCGCGAGAAGCAGAGUUACUACGUCAUCAAGGUGCGCGCCGAGCGGGCCAAGAAGGCGCGCCACUCGGUGCUCGUCUACCCCAUGUUGUCCGACGAACUCGGUGUUUCCGGAGACGAGGUUCGGCUGGUGGUGCACGUUCGAGACGAAAACGACAACACGCCGCGCUUUGAAGGGGCGCAAGAGGGGCGUCCGAUCGUGGCCGCCAUUCCCGCCUCGGCCAAUUACGGCGACGAGGUUGUUCGCCUUCAUGCCGUGGACGCAGACGAGGGUUUGAACGGAGAGGUGCGGUACCACAUGCUGCAGAAACCGGACGACAGCGAGCCAAAGCGGUUCGACGUGCACCCCAUCACGGGCCAGGUGCGCGGCAUCACGAGUUUCGCGCGCGACGCCGGCAAAGUUUUCGGCUUCGACGUGCGCGCCCGCGACCGACGCGGCGCCCCCGACGGCCACUCCGUCAUCGCCAACGUCAUCGUGCACGUGCUGGACGAGAACAAACAGGUGGUGCUCGUGAUGAAUGCCAAGCCCGUGGAAGUCGAGAGGAACUCGCAAAACAUCACCAGGGCGCUGAGCAGGCUGACGGGGCUGGACGUGCGCCUCCGCAAACUGGAGCCGCACUUGGAGCUGGAUUCCGAGGAAGAAGCCGAUGCCUCCGACCUGUACCUGUACGCGGUCGACCCGCACCUCAACAUGGUCGUCGACAUGACCCGCCUGGAGAGGGUGCUGAGUCUGCACUCGGCCGCUCUGAAGAGGGACCUGGACAUCUUCCAGGCCAUGGAGGUGCGCGACCUGCCCAACUCGCCCAGGACACCGAGGCCCGCCCUGCUGGCCGUCGAGGCGGGGGCGGUGGCCAUGGGCUGCUUUGUCUUCCUCGGCGCCCUGGCCGCGGCAAUUUGCUUCGGAUGUGUCCGACGAAAAAAGAAAAUGUGCAAGCAGCAGAAGGCGUGUUUCCCAGGGUCACACAUGGGCUUCACGAUGAACCUGCGACCGCCGUACCUGGUCGAGCUGGAGGAGGCGACGACCGACUCGUACGUGGACAUGCACUCGCAGCACAGCGGCCGCUUUCCGCGAGUCAACCCCGACCUGAAGCUGAGCAGGGCGGCGUCCAGCGUGGCCAGGUUGCAGCGACCGAUCGCCUCGAUGACGUCCAUCAGCAGACACGACUCGGGCGUCGCCCUCCACCACCCCCACAACUGCUCCUGCUCCAGCGGACACGAAACCUCCAGCUCAAAUGGAAGUUACGAAGACUCGCUGAAGGAACUGAACCCGUCGCAGGGUUUCGUCGUCUCUGCGGAGGGCAAGCAGCAGAAAAAGCGGCAGCGGGAGCCGUCGAGCACGCCGCCGCCGCCCCCGGCCGCCCACAACCACCACCUGGGGGUGCAACUGGCGCGACGACACAGCGAGAGGGUGGUCGUGUGUCCGCUCGACCACCACCCCAGAAACAUUCACGAGUGCAACUGAGACUGUGCGCGACAUUUUGUAAAUUUCCUGUACAUAAAACUUUGAACUGAAUUUUCAAAUCCACUAAAUACUCAUUAGUUGACUGGUGAAAAAAAUAGUAUUUUUCAAAUUCUUUUUAUAACAUGUGAAUCUUGACCGUGGACUUAAAGGAAUUUUGUCAUCCUGAGUCAAAAAAUAAAAUAAGAGACCACACUUUUUAAAAUUUUUGUUACCGUGCUUGACAAUAUUUAUUACAAAACCCCUCAUAAUUUGCAGUUUAAUUAUGAUUUUUUUAGUAAAAUAAUUUAAUUAAUUUACUUUUGUAAAAAUGUCCUUUGAAAUUAAAAAAUUUUACAAACUUUAUAGAGAGUUUUGCAUAAAUUAAAAUAUAAAAAUUUGUUUUCAAGACUUUUUUGAAAAAUGAAAAAACCUUCAUCAGGGAUUUUCCAACAAUUUUGUAUAAAUUUAAAUGUUAAAAUAUUGCGCUUUUUUUAAUAUUUCACCAGUCCGUUCAUUAAAAUAUAAUUAUAUUGCAACACCAAAUAUUUGCUCAAAUAAGCCGCCACUGUUUUUUAUUUUCUAUAUUUCAAACUCUCCUGAGAUUUCGUUUUGUACAUGUGAACUGUAAAUAAAGGAAUUGCUAUUCGAA
Molecule: messenger RNA, 6262 nt
Organism: Neocloeon triangulifer
Lineage: Eukaryota; Metazoa; Arthropoda; Insecta; Ephemeroptera; Baetidae
Gene: Cad89D
Product: cadherin-89D
Exons: 22
Coding region: 154-5634 (1826 amino acids)
Biological process (GO): homophilic cell-cell adhesion
Cellular component (GO): plasma membrane
Molecular function (GO): calcium ion binding
Source: RefSeq, a predicted model, not a curated record